This is a messenger RNA of Fusarium subglutinans, 1638 nucleotides long. Its product is annotated as major facilitator superfamily transporter. The transcript has a single exon. The record is from RefSeq and is a predicted model, not a curated record. Gene Ontology annotation, molecular function: transmembrane transporter activity. Gene Ontology annotation, biological process: transmembrane transport. The coding region runs from base 1 to 1638 and encodes 545 amino acids. Lineage: Eukaryota; Fungi; Ascomycota; Sordariomycetes; Hypocreales; Nectriaceae.
AUGACAGAGUCUUCAGUCUACCACGAUGAUGUUCCUGGUACCGUUCGUCUCGUUGACAUCAACGGGAUGAACUCGUCCGGGCCCCACGACUCUCACCACAAGGACAUUGUCCUCGUUCCUCGCCCAAGCUCUGAUCCGAAUGACCCCCUCAAUUGGCCCCCUCGUCGAAAACUUUUGGCCGUCAGCAUGUCUUAUCUUUAUGUCCUUGGAACUGGUAUAGCAACAUCUCUUCAAUACUCUGUCCUGGCGGAUAUCACAAAGGAUACCGGCAUUUCCACUGCAAAUCUCGUCCAGGGAACAGGUGUCAUGUUCCUAUUCUUUGGCUGGGCUUGCCUGAUUUGGCAACCGAUCGCUCUAACAUAUGGAAGGCGUGGGGUAUAUCUUACUACCAUGUUGCUUACGAUUCCGAUAAUGGUUUGGACUGCCUACUCUACGUCUGCUGGGGAAUGGUUUGCCCACAGGAUCUUAAUCGGUAUCGUUGUAUCUCCAAUUGAGUCUUUGUGUGAGGUUACCGUGUUCGAUCUUUUCUUCGCCCAUAAUCGUGGCACCUACAUGAGUCUCUACGUGGCCAUUCUCUUUGGGUCCAACUUUCUUGCCCCUCUCGUCGCAGGCUGGUUCAACGAUGCUUUCGGAUGGAGAUGGACGAUGCAUUUUGGAGCAAUUAUAUGCGCAAUUUGCUUCUUAAUACUAUUCUUCUUUAUGGAAGAAACGAUGUAUUUCCGCGGCGCCUCACUCGAAAGUCAACAAGCUACUGAUACCGAGCAUCAGGACUUGGGGACGUCCAAGGCCGACGAAAAAGGAUAUGAAGGAUCGCCAAGAAACUCUCUGCCCUCUUCUUCUUCGAUCAUCUACGAGGAUAUUAACUCCGGCUGCGGGAAAUACACUUGGUUCAAAGCUGUGACGGGUCGACCGAGUAACACAGACAUGCUACGAAUGGUCUACCGGCCUGUCCUUAUGAUCUUCCAGUUCCCAACGGUUGCGUGGGCUGGGUUUCUCUAUGGAAUCAAUCUUGCCUGGUAUAAUGUAUUGAAUGGAACCGCCAGCCCCGUCUUGUCAAGCAAUCCGUACAAUUGGAAUGCGGCACUGGUUGGUUGUGUAUAUGUAGGGCCGAUCAUUGGAGCAGCCGUUGCUUGUCUCUGGGUUGGAAAGGCCGCAGACUGGAUCGCUCUGUGGCUAGCACGCCGCCAUGGGGGUAUCAGGGAGCCCGAGCAACGUCUUUGGGUGCUUCUUCUAUCAGGUAUCAUCUCAUCAGCAGGUCUCAUCACAUGGGGUGUUGGUGCAUACUAUCACGUUCACUGGAUCGGCCUCGUGUUUGGUCUAGGUAUGCUGACGGUUGGAUGUGUUGCCGGUGGUGCAAUCGCUGUCAGCUACAACGUCGAUUGCUUCAAGGAGAUCGCAGGUGAAACCACUGUCUCUAUUAUGUUAAUUCGCAAUACGAUUGGCUUUGGCUUCAGCUAUGCUAUUACGCCAUGGUGGACAACCCAGGGGCUGAAGAACUGCUUUAUCACGGCAGCUAUGAUCUCACUUGCUUGCACACUUACCUUUCUCGUCAUGAUCGUUUACGGGAAGCGAAUUCGACGAUGGUCUAUUCCAUCCUAUCGAAGGUAUAUGGCUAGCAUGGCAGUUUCCCAUGAAUGA